CUGUUCUUACCUUGCUCCAACGAUCUCGAUCUCUUCAUUGAGUAUUCUUUUCUUUGUAUUUGCUUGUGCUGGAUUUUUUUCGUGAUUUGAUUUGCUGUCGUUUGGAAAGCGUGUUCGGACCUAUACACAACCUGUCUGGUAUAGGUGUAAGGGAGGACGAAAGAGACACACACAGAGAGGACAGACAGUAAACGGGCGAUGAGAGGAACAGUUGGCAGCACAAGUACAACGUUGCUCAAACAGUAACUGAACUGAACUGGUGCUGUACUGCUCCCUGUCUAGUACCAGCCUCAACCAACAAAGCGAAACAUACAGAUCGGAAAUUCCUCAUGACGGCGGCGCGAAAGAAGAAGCUGAGUAUCAGCGGCAUUGCAGGAAGCAACAAGAAGGAGAACAUGAAGGGCAAUGGAAGAAGCAAUGGAACAGGAGGAGGAGGAUGGAGUUUUGGGCGAUGGGCCUCUACAAAGACAGCUUCAACAAACACAACGAGCAACUCGGGGACCACUUGUCCCAUUUCAGUGUCUUCUGGCUCUGCUACUGGAGGCGCUACUGUUGCAAACGCCAGCAAUAGUUCAGCCAGUCCAAGCCCAAGUCAGAGUCCAAGUCAGUGCCCGAGCACAAGCACAAGCACCCACCAGGACCAGCGCGGACACUACUUUCGAUCCCACCUUCAUCAACACGCCAGUUCGGCUUCGGCGCCGUCUCAUUCUCAUCCUCACUCUCAUUCCCACUCCCAUUCUCACGCUUCAGCUGUCGCCGCUUACAAUUCGGCCCUCAAGAGACCCCUCGUCACUGUUCACCCUCUCUCCGACUCCAAUUCCGUCUCCUCUGUCUCCUCAUCCUCGACUACAGCAUCAUCUACACCAACAUCAUCAUACGGCUCGCCCACUACCACCGCAACAACAACCCCGGUCUCGUCUCCUGCCUCGUCUGUCGCAUCUCCAACCCCAAGAUCGACAUCAACAUUCGCUACCCCCGUAUCUGUACCGACCAAGCCCCCAAAGAGAUCCGUCCACUUCCGCUCUGGCGCGACAAUCAUCUCUAGCAGUAACAAUAACAGCACCGCGCCCUGUAUUCCCGUCCUCUCUGUCGUGCCUCCGCCUGGCCAAGACGGCGGCGACGGAGAGGCAAGACGGCCCGCCAUGCAGCGAGUUUCUUCCUUUCUCCCCUCGUGGGACAAGAGGUCGUCGGGAGGUUCUAGAGCUGGCCUCUUCGGCUGGUCCUCCAACCGUUCCAGCACUUCCAUAUCCGGCGCAAACUCGAAUGCAUUGUCCAGGUUAAAUACUGCGGCCGCUAAUGCCAGUGGCCGAGUACAGCGGGAGGCUUUCUGGCCUGCCACUCUGGAUCUCGAAUGCGAAAAGGCUGCCCGCAUCCUCAAGUCUUUCUGCACGGAUGGAUAUCUCGUGCCAUUGGAGGAAGAAGAAGACGCACAAUCGACGACAAGCGAACCACGCUCCCCAAAACGAGUCACCAAGAAGAUCCCCAAGCGCAUCAUCCAGAACGCAGCCGGAAUCGCCAUCUUUACCUGCAUGCGCAGCGGUCUGUACAUGACAGGCUCCGGCGGCUCCGGUAUUCUCAUAGCACGAAAGUCAGACGGUACCUGGUCACCCCCAUCAGGAAUCAUGUUGCAUACGCCCACCCUCAGCUUUAUUAUCGGCGUCGAUGUUUACGAUUGCGUUCUCGUUAUUAACAACCUUGCCGCCCUCGAAUCAAUCACAAAGCCUCGUGUCACCCUAGGCGAAGACGUCGGACUAACUAGUGGCCCCCUGGUAUCGCUUGACUCAGAUGAGUCGCACAUAAAAUGGAAGGACCUGGGAAAUACCGUUUUGACAUACCUGAAAGCGCGGGGUCAAAAUCAGGUCGUCAACUUGAACGGGUGUAUCCUGGCCGAGCGAGGGAACGAGAAUGAACGAUUCUAUUCCAACCAAGUAACACAAAUGGACAUUCUGGCUGGUAACGUCUCUCGCCAAGUAGAGGAGGUUGGGCCGCUCUCAGAGGUUAUCAAGAUGGCAGAAGGUAGGACAGACUACGAUGCCUCUUUGAUAAGCAAAAUCGCUGCGGAAUGUGCGCCAGGAGACGCCAUGAUCGCGACACCCAAAUCGUCAACACCCGCCUCGCCUCGAACUGCCUUUGGAAUUCCCAAUGUCGAUGAUCCCGAUCCUUUUGGCGUGUUGGCCCUCGAGAUGGCUGGCUUGGAAAUCCGAGAGGCAGGAUCAAGACUGCGACCUACCAGCAGCCAAUUUGACUUCAACCCCGCGCCUACGAGCCCAGCAUUCUCAAAAUUCAACAGGCAAAGUGUAGAUACCUUUGUGACGAGGAGUAACCGAAACAGUUACAUGUCCUCACGAACGGCGAAAAGUCAAAUGACAGAUGCUGGAACACAGACGGAUGUGGGCAUAACACCCGAGACAACCCCCAGCCCAGGUCAAAGCGAAGACGGUUUUGACAGGUCUACCCGCACGCAAAUUCCCGAGGUCACGGAGGAAGAGGAGGAGGUUGAUUACACAAAGGUCGACCUGACCCCUAUAAGACAUUUGAGCGGAGCCCAUACUCCUCUCAGUGCGACCAGCCACAGUAGCACAACAGCUGUGGAACAUGACACCCUCAAAGUCGAGCCCCGGGAUGACACUGACAAGGCCUCGAGCAACUAUGACAGCGACAGGGACGACAAGAGCAGCCGAAAGACCGACAAUGAAGGUGAUUCCGAAAGCGAGGCGGAGGAAGAUGAGGAGGAGGAGGAACCCGUGGUGUUCGAGGUGGCUGCUGUCCAGCCGGCCAGAACCCAGGCUGUUGCAUCCCGCAUGAUCCACGCUAAGGGUAACAUGGUUACCAUUGGCAAGAGGAUUCCUCCCCCACUGCCCAUGAGGAGCCCUGCCAGGACCUCGCGAUCCAGUAAGAGCGAGAUCGGCGAUGUUUCAAACCUCCGAAGCCCUCUGCGAAAGGAGGCUUUCAGCGAGGAAGAUCUUGCCUCUGAGGAUGAGCAAACCAAGUCUGACUCUUCACCUUAUCUCAAGCCCCAGGAGUUCAAGGUUGAGAAGGUCAGAGUUGAGGCCAAGAAGGCUGAAGAGUCUAGGUCUGAAGAGCCCAAGAUUGAGGAGCCAAAGGCAGAAGAACCUGAGGCUAAGGAGGCUAAGCUCGACGAGGCCAAGGCCGAUGAGCCCAAGGUCGACGCACCUAAGACUGUCGAGAACAAGGCUCAAGACGAUUCGUCAUCCGAAUCCGACGUCGAGUUCUUCCCAGCCGAAGAGGCAACAACGGACAUUGCCAAGACCGAGGAGCCUCAAGCAAAGGAACCUACUGCUGAGCCCGCCAAGAUUGAGAAGCUAGAGGAGGAGGAGGCUGCAACUGAGUCCAAGGUUGAGACCAAGGAUGCUCAGACAUCACCUACACUUCCCCAGACUGAGCGGGCAGAAAGCCCUGUGACACCCGAGAAGAAGCACACAUCAUCUAUUUACACUGGUGUUACCGAUGAUCGAUGGAGUGUUGAUGGCUCUACACUUACAACCCCUACAUCUGACCGACCUUUCUCAGUCAUUGACGAUGUGACUGAAGACGUGACCCCACGAAAGCCAUCAAAGGAGGUCGAACCCACUAAGGAGACUGAGCCAACUGAGCUGAACGAAAAACAUGAAGACUUGAAGAAGAUAACAUCGAAUGAGACAACUCCCAACACGAUCACGGUUGUAUAAUUGAGGACGACGAUGGUUUUACAUCAGUAGAUGGGAUAUGGCGCACGGCCUGCACUUUUCAUGGGUAAUUACUGGGCGGCUUUUUUGAGAGACGUUUCUUUUUUUUUCUGCGCAUUCUUGUCAAUACUUUGGUGAAAAUGUACGUUAUGAUGGGAUCUUUGUGUGUUCAGGGGUUCGAUUUGUGACCCCUGAUGGCGUUUGUUGGGUUGGUCAUAACCACUUUGUCAGUUCUCUCGAGCAGCGCAUAGCUUAUACCACCUCGAGGAGCAAACUGAUGAGAAGAGGAACGGGUCUUGGUCGAUCGAUGUACUGGAUGUGUCAUGGGAUGGGAAGGACGAGACGAGACGAGACGAGACGAGAUGAGACGAGUAAGGCUUGAACAUAUGGAUGAAAGGAAACGAUCCUUGAAGAACGCAAGUGAUCUGUGUACCUGGAGUUAGUUGUGGUUUCUUGGAGGCCUGGCCUGGUAUAGUCUAGAGGUCAAACUAUGAUAAAGUAUUAUUCCUAAUGCCAUUGAAUAGAUACAGUAUGAACUGG
This is a messenger RNA of Fusarium verticillioides 7600, 4226 nucleotides long. RefSeq lists its product as hypothetical. NCBI's taxonomy places the organism in Eukaryota, Fungi, Ascomycota, Sordariomycetes, Hypocreales, Nectriaceae. The transcript has 4 exons. The coding region runs from base 330 to 3689 and encodes 1119 amino acids. Gene Ontology annotation, molecular function: phosphatidylinositol binding. The record is from RefSeq and is a predicted model, not a curated record.